AUGUCUGCAAGCUCUACUCCUGGUCCUAGCAAUCAAGACCCUACUGUGCUCAAUUUGGAAGUCUUGCUGAACUUGUUACAGCAGCAGAUGGUUCAGCAUCAGGAUCUGAUGACUGCAAUCCAGGCACAGCAACAAGAUCAACAGACUUUGAUGAACAUGGUUCAGAUGCAACUUCAGAAUGUAAUGCCUGCUCCAGCUCCUGUCCCUGUGGUGGUGACGACUUCUAAUCCUACCAUCAAGUUCCCCAAUCCUACAGCUUUUACUGGCAAACCUUCUGGUGUUCGUGUCACGGCCAUGCAUUCCAGCCCAUUAGCUGCCCAUCCCGAUGCCGCCCGAGCCCAUUCCCACUACACAAGUGCUCCCCUGCACCUGGCUGACUCCCCCACUGCCACACCAACCUUCCCGCCCUGA
Messenger RNA from Cantharellus anzutake, 411 nucleotides. RefSeq lists its product as uncharacterized. The transcript is spliced from 2 exons. The record is from RefSeq and is a predicted model, not a curated record. Lineage: Eukaryota; Fungi; Basidiomycota; Agaricomycetes; Cantharellales; Hydnaceae. The coding region runs from base 1 to 411 and encodes 136 amino acids.